AUGGUCGAGGGAGUGUCCAAGGCACUGUGGAUUACUGUGGCCACCGUGUUUGCAGCAGCCGCGGCAGUCGCACCAGUGGCGCGUGGACAACAAGCGCCAUGUUACUUCGUGUUCGGAGACUCUGUCUUCGACAACGGUAACAACAAUGCCUUGAACACCAGUGCAAAGGUCAACUAUCUACCUUAUGGUAUAGAUUUCCCCCAAGGUCCAACCGGUCGGUUUAGCAACGGACGUAAUAUUCCAGACUUCAUCGCUGAACUAGCGGGUUUCGAUAAUUACAUUCCACCGUUCGCCGGAGCAUCACGGACACAAGCUAACAUCGGAAUCAACUAUGCUUCCGGUGGCGGUGGAAUCCGGGAAGAAACUAGCGAAAAUUUGGGUGAAAGAAUCAGUUUGAGGAAGCAAAUAAGCAACCACCAGUCGGCGAUUAGAAAGGCGGCGGUGCCAGAGAGUCAGCUCAGGCGAUGCCUAUACACAAUCAGCAUCGGAAGCAACGAUUACCUCAACAACUACUUCUUGCAACCUCCUACACCAGCUCGUCGUCUAUAUACUCCUGAUCACCUCGGUGGUGGCGUUGGCUGCGCAGAAGAAGUGAAUCAAGCGGUAGAUAUCUUCAACAAUAAACUCAAAGCCCUCGUCGCAGAUUUAAACAGCAAUCUCUCUGGGGUUAAGUUCACUUAUGUUGACCUCUUCUCUGGAAAUGCUCAAGAUUUCGCCGCUCUUGGGAUUACGGUUGGUGAUAGGAGUUGCUGUAUGGUUAAACCGGGUGAAGAACUUUGUGCGAAGGAUGGACCGGUUUGUCCUGACCGAACCAAAUACAUAUUUUGGGAUAACGUACAUACCACGGAGACGAUUAAUGGGGUGAUAGCUAGCUCAGCGUUCAACGGAGACAUAACUUCUCCGUUUAGUAUAUCUCAGUUUGUGAAUUAA
Messenger RNA from Thlaspi arvense, 930 nucleotides. The record is from the annotation of a GenBank genome assembly. Lineage: Eukaryota; Viridiplantae; Streptophyta; Magnoliopsida; Brassicales; Brassicaceae.